Messenger RNA from Sander lucioperca (pikeperch), 1423 nucleotides. Its product is annotated as GTPase IMAP family member 4-like. The record is from RefSeq and is a predicted model, not a curated record. Bases 122 to 1051 code for a protein of 309 amino acids. Lineage: Eukaryota; Metazoa; Chordata; Actinopteri; Perciformes; Percidae. Gene Ontology annotation, molecular function: GTP binding. The transcript is spliced from 2 exons.
AGUGUUUUAUAGGUGUGGUUUGUUGUAAGAUGUCUUUAUAUUAAGAGGUGUUGUUACAGACUAAUGUGAAUUUACUUUUUCGGCUCAGCAGCAGAUCUGCACUUCUCUACAUAACCCAACAAUGGCCAGCAAAUACUCCAAAAAUGAACCGAACAUAUACAAUGAUGAGGCACUCAGGAUUGUGUUGGUGGGGAAGACCGGAGUUGGGAAGAGCGCCACAGGAAACAGCAUUCUGGGAAAACUUUGCUUUAAAUCAGAGUUCUCUUUUAACUCUUUGACCGAAGAAUGUGAAAAGGUCUUUGGUGUAGCGGAUGGGCAAUUGGUUUUUGUUAUUGAUACCCCAGGUCUGUUUGACACCAGCAUUGAUGAAAAGAAAACGAGGACAGAUAUUGUCCAGAGCAUUUCUUAUGCUUCUCCUGGACCUCACAUCUUCCUGGUCGUCAUCAGACUGGGCAGAUUCACAGAGGAAGAAAAGAAGACGGUGCAGAAGAUAAAGGAACUGUUUGGUGAGGAUGCAGAAAAAUACAGCAUGGUUCUCUUUACCCAUGGUGACCUGCUCAAAGGGAAACCUUUCGAGGAGUUACUGAAGGACAGCAGAGACCUGCAGGAACUUGUGGCCAAAUGUAACGGCCAGUACCAAGUCCUCAAUAAUGAGGUCAAGGAUCGUUCUCAGGUCAGGGAGCUGCUCAACAAGAUCAGAACUAUAAUAAAGAAGAACGGAGGAAGUCAUUACACCACUGCAAUGUUCCAGAGGGCAGAGAGGGCGAUAGAAGAGGAGAAACAACGAAUCCUUAAAGAGAAAGAAGAGCCACUGAGCGGAGAGAGGGAGAAACAGAAAAAGAAACUAGAGGACAUGUUUAAUAAAAAAAUUAGAGAAGAGAAGUCUGACAAGGAGAGAGAGAAAAAGCUAAUGGCAGCUCAUGAACAAGAAAUGGAAGAGAAAACAAAGCAACUGAGUGAAGUGCAGGAAAAGCAAGCUAGACAAGAAGCUGAGAAAAGCACUGCUGUACACAACAUUAUAGGUUUGGUUGCAUCAACAUUAGCUUUGUGAAAGCAAUAAUAUAGCUGUAUUGAUAUUUGGCUGUAACAUACUGCACCUUGUCCAGUUAAUCCUCUGUGGGGUUUUUUGUUACAGUUUGAAAAUGUUACUGGUUAAUGUUAAUUUACAUAUUUAAAGUGUUGGUUUGUUGUGUAUAAUACCACUUAGCCACCUGGAUACUGGCUCUCUUUUCAUCAAGAAUCACAACUGAAAUAUGAGUCUGACUUUGUGGACAUUUCUUUUUUUAUCAUUGUUAACACCAUGGGUGUGGUUUAAUGUCCUCUGCUGUUAAUAAUUGUACAAGAUGAUCCAUACAUUUUUAGUGGUGCCACAGAUUGUAAAGACUUUGUUGCUAUGCUGAUUAUGAAAUAAAGCUGAUAAUAA